UGAUGAGUCAGAGAUAUGAAUGGCCAUGUUUCAUCAUCCGUUGCUCAAAAGAAUAGGUAGAGAUAAUAAGGAAUAAGGAUUGCAAUUUGACUGUUACAAUAACUUACUUCAUCAACCAUGGCACUUGCUCAAGCUCAACCCUCUGCUUCUCUUCCUGUCUCUCUUCGAGAUGCACGUGUUUUCACAGCAAGAAACAACCCUGCAACAUCUGCUCAAUUUCCUAAACCAACUUUGGUUCCUGCUAGAGCAUCCUUUGCAACUGGUUCCCCACUAAUGAUCCGGAGCAAUCAUAAAAGGAAGUUAGCAUGCAAAGCAAUGCCAGUUUCGAUAAGAUGUGAGCAAAACACCAAGGAUGGGAAUGGUUUGGAUGUAUGGCUUGGCCGGGUAGCCAUGGUUGGUUUUGCAGUAGCCAUUACUGUUGAAAUUACUUCAGGAAAAGGACUCCUAGAGAUCGCGGUUCCUUCUCCUUCAAAUCCAACAACACUUUCUCAAGAUGUAGACCAUAUGACGGUGGUGCGAUGAGGCGCGGCCUCCACACCACCUCAGCUCCGGCGACGUGUUUCUCCUGCUGCUCCACCGACGUCCUUCAUCCUUUUCCGGCGGUUGCUUUAUAGAUCAACUUUCUUGCCGACGUCAGAUCCGGUGUGUCUUUUCGGAUCUGUUCAUUGGUUUUGGUGGUUGUGUCUUCUCGGAUCUGUUCUUCCGGCUUGCUGGGGUGGGUGGUGGUGCCGCCGUCGCUGGUGGCGUUUUGACAGGUUUAGCAGCACAUCUCACGGUGGAGCGGUUUGGUUCGUGGUGGCUUCCGGGAGGUUUUUUUGUGGGUGUUGGUGGAGGUUUUUCGUGGAGGACCUAGUGGUGCUUUCUUUUUACCAAACAUGCAGCUUGCUUCACAAUUUUGACAUCUUAAUGGAAUUGGGAUGCCAGAUUCCACCAUGAAUCCAAACAAUCUAAACCUUGUAUACAAUAAUCAAAUAUUAACCUACAUAUGUAGAUGCAAUUGAUGUUAA
Molecule: messenger RNA, 1007 nt
Organism: Medicago truncatula (barrel medic)
Lineage: Eukaryota; Viridiplantae; Streptophyta; Magnoliopsida; Fabales; Fabaceae
Product: stress enhanced protein 1, chloroplastic
Exons: 4
Coding region: 118-522 (134 amino acids)
Source: RefSeq, a predicted model, not a curated record